Phytophthora infestans T30-4 is the source of this 1810-nucleotide messenger RNA. Its product is annotated as leukocyte receptor cluster member 8. Gene Ontology annotation, cellular component: nucleus. The transcript is spliced from 3 exons. Bases 35 to 1810 code for a protein of 591 amino acids. The record is from RefSeq and is a predicted model, not a curated record. NCBI's taxonomy places the organism in Eukaryota, Oomycota, Peronosporomycetes, Peronosporales, Peronosporaceae.
AUAGCGUAAGGAAGCUCCUUGCCGUGAAGUCCAGAUGACGUCCAACCCGCCGCAGAGCGCCGGUCUCACCGCUAAGCAGGCCGCUGCUGCCGCUGCCGCCCGCUUCGCUGGCUACUCAUCAUUCUACGCGUCUCCCUCGCAGCCCGCGCAGCCUCAGAAUCAGACUCAGCUCUUCCAGCCGCCACCUCCUCGCCCUGGUAUGUUUAACGGACCCCGCGGUCCUCCUCCCCCUCGACCGCCACACAUGACCACCGGGUUCGCUCGUCCACCGCCCCCUUCUCUUUAUUUUGCGCUCAACGGCCGAGGACCGCCUCCAAUGAUGCGGCCGCCGCCUCGUCCAGUGUCGUCCCAGCCCUCCGCGCCCCAGUGGCAGUGGAGCAACGGCAGCAGUAACCGCGGUUUCCCUCCCAGGAACUUUGGCCCGCCACCGGGAGCCUUCUCGACACCGAAGCCUGCAGCUCUGACUGCUGCUUCGCCCAUGGGAGGCAACGCCAAGUGGCCAGAUGCACUGCACAACUACGUAAAGCGAGCAUUCGCGCGCUGCAAAGGAGCAGCAGACCAGAGUAUCACUCAGAAUUUUCUUAAGGAGGUGAUUACAAAUGCAAUUAUGACAAACAGUUUGUGGACGAAGAAUUGGACUGCAGAACCUCUGCCGGUGCUUGUGGGGGACACUCCGGCAGCGGCCAUGCAGACCAAGAUGGGGAUGGGCGGACCGAUGCCCGGAGCGGCGGGCCACAAGGUUCUACCUUCGUCUAAUAGCAGUAGCUUGCAGCCCAAUCAGACUUUUAUUCCUUUCAAAGACCCUUCUAGCAAGAAGAACAAGACGGGCAAGCGCAAACACGACGGCUUUGAGAUCCAAGACGCGGAUGUACAGCGUAAGAACCAGAGAAGACAGCGAUUCCAUAUGACCCAGCAGGAACUCAAGAGCUUAGUGACCCCUGAAGUAGAUACCAAGAAGUUGCAGGUGCUUACGCAGGACGGAGACCUGGACCUUGCAGCCAUGGUCAUUAAAGGUACUAGUCAGACGGUUGAAAAGGAAUACUUGCGAUUAACCUCUCCCCCGCAUCCUUCGACGGUGCGACCCGAGCCAGUGCUGCACAAGGCGCUGGAGCUCGUCAAGUCGAAGUGGAAGAAGGGUGACCGAGAUUAUAUUUAUGCCUGUAGCCAGCUCAAGUCCAUUCGCCAGGAUUGCACAGUGCAGCAUAUCAAGAACGCAUUCACCGUAUCCGUGUACGAAACCCACGCGCGGGUUGCGCUCGAGUCGGGUGAUAUCAACGAGUUUAACCAGUGCCAGACGCAACUCCACGAACUGUACGAAAAACUACUCCCAGGCGAGGCGAUCGAGUUCCUCGCGUACCGCAUUUUGUACUGUGUGUACGUGUCUCUGCAAGCCAAGAAGGGGGACUCGAAUGCAGGUCAGCUGGGCAUGUACAACGUGCUGGGUAUGGUAACCCCAAGGCUGCGUGCAGACCUGGCGAUCGCCCAUGCGCUUGGGGUGCGCCAGGCGGUUGCUAUGAAUGAUUACCAUCGUUUUUUCAAACUCUAUGUAGAUGCUCCGAAUAUGGCAGGUUACCUGAUGGACGUCAUGGUCCCCGCGAUCCGACUCGGCGCGCUUCGAGCGAUGUGCAAAGCGUAUCGUCCAACGCUUCCUGUACAGUAUAUUCGCGAAGAACUUAAGCUUGAAGGCAAGACAGGAAAAGCAUUCAUCCGUCAGGCUGGUAUCACAUUUGUAAAGGGAGACAAGACGCGCGUGGACACAAAGGCCUCGAACAUCGUCUGGACGCUGAGCAAUGAGUCGUCGCUUAUUUAG